AUGAGGCAAAAAGGACAAAGCCUUUCUCUCUCUCUCACCCGCACACCCCUUUCUCUGCUCAAGCUAGAUAUUGAGGAGAAUAGAUCAGUGAAGCAACAGGAGAAAGAACAGCUGAAGACCCUCAACAACAAAUUUGCUUCGUUCAUCGACAAGGUUCGGUUCUUGGAACAGCAGAACAAGGUGCUGGGAACAAAAUGGAGCUUAUUGCAGGAGCAGAAACAGGUCAAGAGCCACAUAGAGCCUCUGUUUGAGAGUUUUAUCAAUAACAUGAGGAGAGAACUGGACACAAUAGCGGGUGACCGAAGUAAGCUGGAGUCAGACCUGACCAACGCAAGGGGCAUACUGGAAGAUUACAGGAAGAAGUAUGAAGAGGAGUGUCAUCGGCGAACAGCUGCUGAGAACGACUUUGUAACAUUGAAAAAGGAUGUUGACUGUGUAUACAUGAACAAGGCAGAGCUGGAAUCCAAGCUGACCAACAUAACAGAGGAAAUUAACAUUCUGAAAUGUGUUUAUGACAUGGAACUCCAGGAGCUGCAGGCUUCCAUCUCUGAUACCUCAGUUAUUGUGCAGAUGGAUAAUAGCCGAGACCUAGAUUUGGACAGCAUCAUCGCUGAGGUCAGAAACCAGUACGAAGAUAUUGCCAACAAGAGUCGCUAUGAAGCAGAGUCGUGGUACCAGUGCAAGUAUGAAGAGAUGAGAGCAACAGCUGGCAAGCACUGUGACAACCUGCGGGACACUAAAAACGAGAUUAUGGAGCUGAACCGUGUGAUUCAAAGGCUGAAGGCUGAAAUUGACAACGCCAAAAGCCAGCGGAACAAGCUGGAGGCAGCCAUUGCAGAAGCUGAGGAGCAUGGAGAGAUGGCCCUGAAGGAUGCGAAGGGCAAACUGGCUGAGCUGGAAGAUGCCCUGAUCAAAGCCAAGGCAGACAUGGCCCGGCAGCUGCGGGAGUACCAGGAGUUGAUGAACUGCAAGCUGGCUUUGGACAUUGAAAUUGCCACUUAUAGGAAGCUGCUGGAAGGAGAGGAGAGCAGGUUGUGCGGAGACGUCGGCCCCGUGAAUAUCUCUGUGUGUCGAAAUCAGGGUGGCUUUCUGUGUGAUCCUGAUCCAUGUAUCGGCGGGGGAUACGCCGCCAGCAGCAAGACGGUCCUCAGAGGGGGAGGGAUCCUGAGCAGUGGAGGAGGAGGAGGAGGAAGUGUGCAUGGCAUUGGCAGAACUUUUACGGCAGCCAGCGUGGGUGACCCGGUGGUCAGCUAG
This is a messenger RNA of Pogona vitticeps (central bearded dragon), 1254 nucleotides long. NCBI's taxonomy places the organism in Eukaryota, Metazoa, Chordata, Lepidosauria, Squamata, Agamidae. The record is from RefSeq and is a predicted model, not a curated record.